Messenger RNA from [Candida] anglica, 774 nucleotides. NCBI's taxonomy places the organism in Eukaryota, Fungi, Ascomycota, Pichiomycetes, Serinales, Debaryomycetaceae. The record is from the annotation of a GenBank genome assembly.
UCAGGUUGAAUAGUUUAAUUUGAAAAAUAUAUACCAGAUCCCUGCGUCAUACGGCUGAACUGGGCUCGUGUCAUUGCUGCUUUAUCGUUGCUCAUCUUGUAAAACACAAUCUAGCAAAGGUUAGGCGAUAGACUCGUUUAACCAUUGAGAAGCAACCAUAUUUAUAUAUAUCCGCAUUAUAUCUUUUAUAGUAGUAUACAAACAUCACCCACACCACAAUCCCCACUCGAAAACUUACACACAAACACACAUAUCCCCACAUACAUAUAUACAUAUAUAUUUAACUUGUAUAAGAAGUUUUUUAACAUUAGUAUCUGCUCUUUGCACCACAAUCUAAAAUGGCUCGCAGGUUUUCGUUAGCGGUAGCAAAUGCAGAUCAAGGAGUGGAGGCUGGUACUCAACCUUUGAAUGCGUUUCUUGUCUCGUCCAACCAACUGAACGAUCUUUUACGCUGCACAUCAUUACCAAAUCUUCAAACUACAUCACCACAUCUGGAUGACAGAGAAAAAAAAGUAUAUUCGAUCUGUGACCUUAACACAUUUGACGAUCUGCCCAUUCCAAGAUCUCUGAGUUCCGAAUCACCAUCAGAAUCACCCACUUCUUCUCCAACCUUUAAAAAAUCAAAGCUUAAUCUGCAUUGUGCGAAAAACCAUUCACGAAGGCUUACAACUGCAAUUAAGUUUCAAAUACCGCAAGAUCUUGAAAAUAAACCAGUUUGUUAGUAAUGAUGUUAUGUAUGAACAAAAAAAUAAUAAAAAAAAAGGCAUCAAAUAA